GGAGGAGGCCGCCGCCGCCGCCGCCAAGAUGGCGGACCUGGAGGCGGUGCUGGCCGACGUGAGUUACCUGAUGGCCAUGGAGAAGAGCAAGGCCACGCCGGCCGCGCGCGCCAGCAAGAAGAUCCUGCUGCCCGAACCCAGCAUCCGCAGUGUCAUGCAGAAGUUCCUGGAGGACCGGGGCGAGGUGGCCUUUGAGAAGAUCUUCUCCCAGAAGCUGGGGUACCUGCUCUUCCGAGAUUUCUGCCUGAACCACCUAGAGGAGGCCAAGCCCCUGGUGGAGUUCUACGAGGAGAUCAAGAAGUACGAGAAGCUGGAGACUGAGGAGGAGAGGCUGGCACGGAGCCGGGAGAUCUUCGACACCUACAUCAUGAAGGAGCUGCUGGCCUGCUCACACCCCUUCUCGAAAAGCGCCACUGAGCACGUGCAGGCCCACCUGGUGAAGAAGCAGGUGCCUCCAGACCUGUUCCAGCCAUACAUUGAGGAGAUCCGUCAGAACCUCCGAGGGGACGUGUUCCAGAAAUUCAUCGAGAGCGAUAAGUUCACGAGGUUUUGCCAAUGGAAGAACGUGGAGCUCAACAUCCACCUGACCAUGAAUGACUUCAGUGUUCAUCGCAUCAUUGGGCGUGGUGGCUUCGGUGAAGUCUACGGGUGCCGGAAGGCCGACACGGGCAAGAUGUACGCCAUGAAGUGUCUAGACAAGAAACGCAUCAAGAUGAAGCAGGGGGAGACGCUGGCCCUGAACGAGCGCAUCAUGCUGUCGCUUGUCAGCACCGGGGACUGUCCCUUCAUCGUCUGCAUGUCGUACGCAUUCCACACGCCCGACAAGCUCAGCUUCAUCCUCGACCUCAUGAACGGUGGGGACCUGCAUUACCACCUGUCCCAGCACGGGGUCUUCUCCGAGGCCGACAUGCGCUUCUAUGCGGCCGAGAUCAUCCUGGGCCUGGAGCACAUGCACAACUGUUUUGUCGUCUACCGCGACCUGAAGCCGGCCAACAUCCUCCUGGACGAACACGGCCACGUGCGCAUCUCGGACCUGGGCCUGGCCUGCGACUUCUCCAAGAAGAAGCCCCAUGCCAGCGUAGGCACCCACGGGUACAUGGCCCCCGAGGUCCUGCAGAAGGGCGUGGCCUACGACAGCAGUGCCGACUGGUUCUCCCUGGGCUGCAUGCUCUUCAAGCUGCUCCGGGGGCACAGCCCCUUCCGGCAGCACAAGACCAAAGACAAGCAUGAGAUCGACCGCAUGACGCUGACGAUGGCUGUGGAGCUGCCCGAGUCCUUCUCCCCCGAACUCCGCUCCUUGCUGGAGGGGUUGCUGCAGCGGGAUGUCAACCGGAGACUGGGCUGCUUGGGCCGAGGAGCUCAGGAAGUGAAGGAAAGCCCUUUCUUCCAUUCCCUGGAUUGGCAGAUGGUCUUCCUGCAGAAGUACCCUCCCCCGCUGAUCCCCCCGCGAGGGGAGGUGAACGCGGCCGACGCCUUUGACAUCGGCUCCUUUGACGAGGAGGACACUAAGGGAAUCAAGUUACUAGACAGCGACCAGGAGCUCUACCGCAACUUCCCGCUCACCAUCUCCGAGCGGUGGCAGCAGGAGGUGGCGGAGACGGUGUUUAACACCAUCAAUGCCGAGACGGACCGGCUGGAGGCCCGCAAAAAAGCAAAAAACAAGCAGCUGGGCCAUGAGGAAGACUACGCCCUAGGCAAGGACUGCAUCAUGCACGGUUACAUGUCCAAGAUGGGCAACCCCUUCCUGACCCAGUGGCAGCGGCGCUACUUCUACCUGUUCCCCAACCGGCUGGAGUGGCGGGGCGAGGGCGAGGCCCCACAGAGCCUGCUGACCAUGGAGGAGAUCCAGUCGGUGGAGGAGACGCAAAUCAAGGAGCGUAAGUGCCUGCUGCUCAAGAUCCGUGGAGGGAAGCAGUUCGUCCUGCAGUGUGACAGCGACCCCGAGCUGGUGCAGUGGAAAAAGGAACUGCGGGACGCCUACCGCGAGGCCCAGCAGCUGGUGCAGCGGGUGCCGAAGAUGAAGAACAAGCCGCGGUCACCGGUCGUGGAGCUGAGCAAGGUGCCACUGAUCCAGCGUGGUAGUGCCAACGGCCUCUGACUGCCCGCCCGCCCGCCU
Molecule: messenger RNA, 2116 nt
Organism: Orycteropus afer afer
Lineage: Eukaryota; Metazoa; Chordata; Mammalia; Tubulidentata; Orycteropodidae
Gene: GRK2
Product: G protein-coupled receptor kinase 2
Biological process (GO): regulation of signal transduction; regulation of the force of heart contraction; protein phosphorylation
Molecular function (GO): G protein-coupled receptor kinase activity; ATP binding; G protein-coupled receptor binding
Source: RefSeq, a predicted model, not a curated record